Messenger RNA from Electrophorus electricus (electric eel), 3816 nucleotides. RefSeq names its product mannosidase, alpha, class 2B, member 2 (gene man2b2). Gene Ontology annotation, cellular component: lysosome. Gene Ontology annotation, biological process: mannose metabolic process. Lineage: Eukaryota; Metazoa; Chordata; Actinopteri; Gymnotiformes; Gymnotidae. Gene Ontology annotation, molecular function: carbohydrate binding; alpha-mannosidase activity. The record is from RefSeq and is a predicted model, not a curated record.
CGCUCAAGUUAGUCAUAUGCUGUCAUGAGACGUUUGUCAACCUCAGUCGCGUUAGACAGCAAGCUACAUCGUAGGAUAACUUAUAUUUCGAAAGAUGAAUCGUUUAACUCUAUGUCUUUGGUUGCUACGUGUGGCAGUUUCUGUGAAAUUUCCCACCGAACAAAUUCAAACAUUCGUCAUCCCUCAUAGUCAUAUGGACGUCGGUUGGGUGUACACUGUAGAGGAGAGCAUGCACGCCUAUGCAAGCAACGUGUAUUCCACCGUUGUUGAGGAGCUGUCACGAGUGAAGAAUCGCACAUUCAUCGCAGUUGAACAGGAGUUCUUCCGUCUUUGGUGGGGAACUGUAGCAUCACAGUGGCACAAGGAUCAGGUACGGCAGCUGAUGCAGGAGGGGCGUCUGGAGUUUAUCAUUGGAGGUCAGGUGAUGCAUGAUGAAGCGGUGACAGAUGUUGACGACGCCAUUCUUCAGCUGACAGAGGGACAUGGCUUUUUGUAUGAAACGUUUGGCGUUAGGCCUCGUUUCUCCUGGCAUGUCGAUCCGUUUGGUGCCUCUGCCACCACUCCUGUCCUCUUCACUCUGGCUGGGUUUGAUGCACACCUGAUCUCUCGCAUUGACUAUGACCUCAAAGAUGACAUGCAGAAGAAAAAGAAAUUACAGUUUGUGUGGAGGGGAUCACCAUCUUUGGGGAAGACCCACGAGAUUUUUACACACACUAUGGAUCAAUAUAGUUACUGCACACCAUCCUUCCUCCCCUUUUCAAACAGGUCAGGGUUUUAUUGGAAUGGAGUUGCUGUUUUUCCUGACCCCCCUAAAGAUGGAGUAUACCCCAAUAUGAGCCUUCCAGUGACUAAGGACACUGUAGAGCCCUAUGCCCAGACUAUGGUGACCAACAUCAAACAGAGAGCCCAGUGGUUCCGAACCAGCCAUGUUCUCUGGCCUUGGGGUUGUGACAAGCAGUUCUACAAUGCUUCAGUGCAGUUUACAAAUAUGGACAUAUUAAUGAACUACAUCAACAAGCAUGGUGAGGAGUUUGGAGUGACAGUUCAGUAUGCCACUCUAAAAGACUACUUCAAAGCCAUUCACCAAUCAAAUCUGACCUGGGAGGUGAGAGGUAGCCAUGACUUCCUUCCUUAUUCCACUGAAUUAUUCCAGGCAUGGACAGGUUUCUAUGCCUCCAGGAAUGUUCUCAAAGGAGUUGCAAGAAGAGCUAGUUCCCUUCUCCAUGCUGCAGAAUCUUUAUUUGUUCAGUACCGGAUCGGGUACCCAGACGGCCCUGUCCAGAAGGAAUUGGCCCUGGACAAGCUUAAGGCCCUCAGAUGGGCUGUGUCUGAGGUUCAACAUCAUGAUGCCAUCACAGGUACAGAAUCACCCAAAGUGGCUGACAUGUACAUGGAGCACCUCACACAAGGUAUGAUAGGAGUGGAAGAACUCUUGGCAGCCAUGUUUCAUCUUCCUCAGAAACCUGGCAUUUUUAGUGCCAACUACAGCUCCAACCCAGAUAACACAGAUUCAUCGCAGGAUGUUGAGCAGCACAUCAUUGUGUACAACCCCCUUGCUUGGAACACUACAACAUACAUCAAUAUUUCUGUAAAAUUUCCAGUGGCACUUGUGUUUGAUGAUAAUGGAAUAGCAGUUCCUGCUCAGAUUCAGCCAUCAGCAACCUCAUCGAAUGAUUAUGACCUUUUCAUUGUGGUUGACCUGGCGGGACUUCAGUACAGAAAAUACCUCAUUCAGUUUCCACAGUCAAAGUGUAACAAGUCGUCCAGCUACGGGCUGACUCAUGUCGCCAGGGUGGUAACUUUUAAGAGACGGCACGUUAGCGAAUGGAAGAAGACUGGUAGAAAGCUCCUGCCAGUGCUAAAUGAGUGCUACAAACUGCUAUUUGACCAGGAGACUAACCUGCUACACAGUAUUACACACAGGCUUGAAAAGAAUUUGGUCAGGAUUCACCAAGAUUUCUGGGAGUAUGAAGCCAACGGAGAAGUCCAUGCUGGGCCAAUUUCAGACAACUAUAUCUUCACAGCCAAUGGCUUUGCUAUUCCUGCUUAUAAAUCUGUUGCCAUGGAGAUAAUACCAGGGAAAAUAAUCUCUGAGAUCCGUCAGUAUUUCUACAGGGAAGAAUCUGAUAGUAACUACACAUAUUCUGUGGUCACGCGAGUUCCAGUGGGUUUCAAAGACAAGUUACUCUGCCAGAGACUAGAUCAGAGCUAUUGGGUAGGGCCCCUAGUGGUGAAUAGAGAAGCUGUAUUCAGAACCACCACAAGUUUAAACAACAACAGGACAGUGUACACGGACAAUAAUGGCUACCAGAUGAUGAAGAGGCAGUACAAGCAGUAUAUAAACAACACAGUGUCUCGAAAUUACUACCCAAUGGUGCGAGGAGCCUAUAUUGAAGAUGACUCCAGCAGACUGAUUCUUCUCAGUGAGAGAGCACAUGGAGUGGCUAGUCUUAACCAGGGCCAAAUAGAGGUGAUGCUUCAUAGGCGGCUGUGGAACAACCAGGAAUGGAAUAGGGGGUAUAAUCUCACCCUCAAUGACUCCUCUGUGGUGCGGCCAAUUCUGUGGAUGAUGCUGGGCUCUCCUGCUGCUGUGGCAUCGCUUUUUCAGCAGGGGGCACUCUGCUUGCAGCACCGACCUGUUGUCUUGCCCAUAGACAAACCACAGAAGCCAUGGAGUCAGAGAGAGAGUUGGAGUAGAUCUGUGAUUUUGCCUCAGAAUCUCCACAUGCAGCUUCUCAGUAUUCCUGGGUGGAGUUACCUCCCCAAGCACAGUGAGCACCUCCAGAAACUCAGCUCAGGGGGAGGAAAAGGGUCUGAAGCAGACUUUGACCGGGUCCUCUUGAGGAUUGCUCACUUGUAUGAGGAAGGAGAAGAUCCUGUCCUGUCCAGACCAAUAACCAUCAAUCUAAAGGAGGUCAUGCAGGGAAUAGGGGAAGUGAAGGCAGUGAAGGAACGCUCCCUCACAGGAACCUGGGAUAUCUCAGAACUCCAGAGGUGGAGCUGGAAGACUGAGAGUAGCAAGAAAGCAGAUAACACCAGUUCUUUCAAAGGCAUGAAGAAAGACUUAAUUGUGACAGUAUUACCUAAGGAGAUCAGAACCUUCUUCAUUUAUUUCAAAUAGAAACACUAGAUUUGAACAUUUUAAUAAUUAACUGCUUCUGUGUAAUCUGGUGGGUUUUUUGUGUAGUUUGGUGUUUUCCUGGCAAAUCCUGGUAACAUUAUUGGACUGAGCAUCUUAAACUGUCCAGCCUUAAAAGAAAAACCUGAAUAUUACAAAAACAAAGCUCAAAAUGAUUGCAAUAGCUGAUGUGAGCCAAGCAGUUGGAGAUGUGCUAGCUCAGAACUCUAAAUAUAAGAGCCAAUCUUAAUCGAAAGUGCAAAUUACUGUUCAUAUUUAUGCACUUUUAUUUUUAAUUGUGGUGCUUGCACUGAGAGUUAUAGGAAGUUACUUAAUAUCUAAAUCUUAUCUAUACCCUCUUUACCAUUGCAGAAUAGCUUUGCAGAAUCUUUUGUCAAAUUUUGAAGUGAGUUAAUCUUUAUUUUUAGCUCUGAAAUCAUUAAAAUAAAAACCUAUUAAAAGUCUUUUGCCAAGUCCAAGAAGGUAACAUUACUGCUAGUUGCAGGUCUUAAUUUGCCACUUUUUCAAAACCAAGUCAUGGUGAAUACUAGUUUUUAGCUGUCUUCUGUGAAGACCAUAAAUGGAUACAUUUUUAUGUUGCUUGAUGUAGGUUUUCAUAAACUACAAAAUCAACCAUGUAACAUUUUUUGUAUGUAUUUAAGAAAAUCUUGAUAUUUCAAUAAAAUAUUUUGAUCAUU